AGUUGCUAAAAAUACGUUGAGUAACUGACAAGAAGAAUGACUUUGUGUGUGCCAUCUUUAGAUUAACUUAGAUUAAUAGAUUUAUGUAAAUACCACAUCAGAUUGUGUGCAUAAAAUUUCUGCUUUUGGAUUCUAUUGAAUAUAAAUUUAUACGAGCAUUUAAAAUCAAUUAUAUGAUAAAAAUUGUAGAUGUAAUGUAUUACAUACACGCGGUGCUUUAACCUAGCUUUACAUAGAUCAAGCAAGUUCAAGUAAAGCUAGAUUACUCUUAUAUAUGUAUAUGUGCACAUGUGAUAGAGUGACAGCUAAAUGUUGACAUGUGUAAAACAUUAAAAAAUAAUCAAAUAAAUUCUAAAUAAUAUUAUGUAAAGUGAAAAUAAUAUUUAUCAUAACAAUAGAAUAUGAAGAGUGGAGAAUUAAAUCUCCUACUUUGUUUAACCUUCAAUUCCGUCUGAUCAACGAAGUUGUAAUUGCAUUUCCGCGUAUUUAAAGUAUGAUUUUGUGUACAAUCUACGAGAAUCAUGUCGGAUGCAUUUGAGGAGAUACAAGCGAUCAAAAUAAAGAGGAACAGCUAUCGCGAGAAGCUGCAGAAGAGGAAACGCGAACGGCAUGAAUUGUAUACGCUCACUUCGACGCCAGUUCCAUCCACUUUGACAACGGAAUCGGCGUGUCCUGAUUCCAAUGCAUCUUCACGCUCUGAUCAUAGCGAGUAUGAAAGAGAUGUGCUUUGCAUCUUACAUGAAUCCUUGCCUAAUCUACCGAUCACGUCCGCAGACUUGAUAGAUCAGCUACGUAAAAACCUCAAUGCUGAUGUAUCUUCUUCUGACAUUCAUAAGCUUCUUGAGAAACUGGCUACACAAGAUAUAGUCAAGAUCAAAGAAGUCACAGAGAAUGGAGUGUUGGGCUACACUGUAUUAUCUGUAACAGAGUCCCACUCGUCGUGUCAAUCCCAAUCUGACGACACGGAGAAUCCCGAAAGCAUAGAAACAUGCGCGUCCGAGCCAAACGAUCAUGUACCUGCGGAAAAGCAAGCGAAGAUGGAAAAGAAAAAUACCGAAGACAUCAUGUCCUUGAUCUCGAUGCCGACUAUCAGAGAGAAGGAGAGCAAAAAGGUCGGCGAACAGAUCUUGGACCUGUUGUCGAAGCAGACUUCCAAGGAGAAAUCGUUGGCUGAACGAUUCCGUUCUCAGGGAGGUGCUCAAGUUAUGGAGUUCUGUCCUCAUGGUACAAGAGUUGAUUGUGUGAAAUUAAACGGCGGUCCGGGAUUCGCAGAGAAGUGCAAGAAGCUGCACUUUAAAAAGAUUAUACAGAGCCACACAGACGAAUCCUUGGGCGAUUGUAGUUUUCUAAAUACCUGCUUUCAUAUGGACACAUGCAAAUAUGUUCACUAUGAGGUGGAUGGUCCCACAGCUCAACCGAAGGAAAUCAAUGACUCUGAUAGUUUAAACAAUAGCACACCCAACAAGACCUUGAACUUGGAUAACAAGAACAAUGGUGGUACGAGCAGCAAUGCAGGCAGCGAAUUGACUUUGUAUCCACCACAAUGGAUUCAAUGUGACUUGCGUUACCUAGAUAUGACAGUUCUUGGCAAAUUCGCUGUAAUUAUGGCCGAUCCGCCUUGGGAUAUUCAUAUGGAAUUACCUUACGGCACUAUGUCAGAUGACGAGAUGAGACAAUUGGGAAUUCCGGCGCUUCAGGAUGAAGGACUCUUAUUCUUAUGGGUAACUGGCAGAGCCAUGGAACUAGGAAGGGAAUGUCUGCAGUUAUGGGGCUAUGAGAGAGUUGAUGAGAUCAUCUGGGUAAAGACUAAUCAGCUGCAGAGAAUAAUACGAACCGGUAGAACAGGUCAUUGGUUGAACCAUGGCAAGGAGCAUUGUCUGGUUGGAAUGAAGGGCAAUCCUCGUAUCAAUCGAGGAUUAGACAGCGACGUGAUUGUCGCCGAGGUUCGCGCCACUAGCCACAAACCCGACGAGAUUUACGGUAUCAUCGAGCGUAUGAGUCCUGGCACAAGAAAGAUCGAAUUGUUCGGUCGGCCACACAAUGUACAACCAAACUGGAUUACUCUAGGCAAUCAAGUUGACGGUGUUCAUUUAAUCGAUCCACAACUCAUUAAAGCCUUUAAGAAACGUUAUCCCGAUGGAAAUUCGAUGAAGCCCGCUAAACCGUAAACUUAUCUUUUUUUAUUUUUACAACGUAGUAUUUUAAUAAGUAUAACAUUUGUACAAUAAUGCAUGAAUUAAACACACUUUAGAUUUUAUUAGAAUUUAUUGCAAAAUAUGUAUAUAAAUUCCAUUUAUCAUUUAGAAAUAAGUGCUAAUACAAAAUGAACGCAUAAUUAUAAAUGUAGAAAAACCGACUUAAUCUCGUAUAUUUUUCAGUCGAUGACGUUUGUAUAUAUGUAUGUAAGCUAUGCUUUAUCUAGCAUGUAUGUCUACACACAUGUGUUAAAGUUGCUCUUUUUUAAUGAAAUUAAUUAUUCAAAAGAAAAAAAUCGAAAGAAAAAUAUCAACGUAGAUUAAAUUUCUGGAAAACUAGAAUAAAAAAAAUUCUCUAUGA
Messenger RNA from Nylanderia fulva, 2556 nucleotides. It is a transcript of the gene Mettl3, whose product is annotated as methyltransferase like 3. Gene Ontology annotation, cellular component: nucleus; RNA N6-methyladenosine methyltransferase complex. NCBI's taxonomy places the organism in Eukaryota, Metazoa, Arthropoda, Insecta, Hymenoptera, Formicidae. The record is from RefSeq and is a predicted model, not a curated record. Gene Ontology annotation, molecular function: mRNA m(6)A methyltransferase activity. Gene Ontology annotation, biological process: RNA methylation; mRNA modification.